AAAAUUCGUCAAUGGUUUGUCUUUCUCAUCUGUAUCACCAGUGUAUGCCAGACAAUCGUAAUAGUGUUUUCUUGUUCGCGGCGUAUCUUUCUGAACAUAUCGGGAGUGGGAAAUAAGCAGAUUAGGAAUAUAUUGAUGUACCAAUGGCGCACGCUUGCAGGCGCCUACUGACCACGGCGUACCAUCGCUCGUGCCCUAAUUACAUAAACAAAUGUCUUUGGCCAAGACCACUGUGCUCUGCUUCCACGUCCGUUGACGCCACAGCCUCAAAGACCCGUGAGACAUGUACCAGUGGCCAAGCAUCCGCGUCAACCCUCAUAUCGGGGAAGGAUUUGCUGGUUGAUCUCAGAGAACGUGGUCUUUCGGUCAGCGAAUCAAAUGAGAUGCAGGAUCUGUUUGUCAGCGGGCAGCCAAUCACGGUGUACGGUGGUUUUGAUCCAACCGGUGACAGUUUGCACGUCGGUCACUUGCCGUUGCUACUGUCCCUGCUACGAUUCCACGAGGCUGGUCACAACAUCAUUGCGCUGGUUGGUGGUGCCACAGCCAUCGUUGGGGACCCGAGUGAUCAAGUUGCCGACCGCAGCCCCAUGGAAAGGGAGGUAAUAGUUAGCAACACCGAGUCUCUCAUGGCAUGGCUGGAGCAGUUUUUCGAGAAGAACCGGCAGAACCAGGCGGAAAUGAGAGUUGUGAAUAACCUCGACUGGUACAAGGAUAUGCCAGUGCUGGAGUUCUUCAGCAAGUAUGCGUCCGACGUCCGUGUCUCCACACUACUUGGCAGAGAAUUUGUACAGACUCGAUUGCAAGGUGGCGGACUCAACAUGAAAGAGUUUUCUUAUCAGAUGUUCCAAGGCACCGACUUUUUGCAAUUGCACAAGCUGUAUGGCUGCAACCUACAGAUUGGUGGUAGUGACCAAUGGCCGAAUAUUCUCAGUGGUGUUGACAUAAUCAAAAAGCAAUGCAGUGCCACUGUACAUGGCAUGACGUUACCAUUGAUCACAAACGCGAAUGGAACAAAGCUAAGCAAGAGUAGUGGCACUGCACCCUGGUUAAAUGAGGAGAAAACCACGCCAUUCCAACUCUAUCAGUUCUUUGUUGUGCUGGAGGAUUCCGUAAUGGACCAGUAUGUCAACCUCUUGUCCUUUCUGCCAGUAAAGGAGAUUCGGCGAAUAGCAAGAGAGAAUAGGAUUGAUAAAACUCCAUGGGUGCGCCAGACGCUGCUUGGCAAGGAAAUGAUCAACGUUGUACAUGGUGAACGCCAUUAUGAGGUUGCCCUUGCUGUGACACAAGUACUCUACGGCAGAUCAUGGACACCUGAAAUUGCUCAAACGCUUACUGAGGAGAUGCUGCAAGUGCUAUCAACUGAAUUGCCUUUCACCAAGCUGCCAGCAUCGUCGCUCAAAGAUGCUGACAUCGUAAAGCUCAUCAGCAAACUGAAACUGCUAAACAAGUCCAACCAAAAGUGGGAUAGCAGCAAGGUGUCACAAAUCGUGUCUGCACUACGCACUGGCGUAGUGUCCUGCAAUGCCCAAGUGCUCACAGAGGUCUCAGACCUGCAUGACAUUGACCUGUUGUGUGGGAAAUACUCACUCUUUAGACAUGGUAAAAAAUGUUACCACUUGGUUCUUUGGACUGAUGAGUGAGUGCUUACACAAGACCACCUGCAACACCUCAACAAAGUAUUUCAGGGAGUCCGCGUACACAUGCUGGUGAACCUCUGUCUAUUUCGGGGAAUGCAGAUGCUCUGCGCUCCGCGCCUCAAUGUGCAGUGCACUGAUGUCAGCUGCAGUUUGUGACAAGCGUGUAAUGGGUAUCUCCUUACAUGGUAUUACCGGUGAGAUACCACUACCACUGCUACACAGUAGUUGUACUACACUCCAGCAUACUACGAGUCAUGAUGGUCGUCACAGCCGGGUGCUGUAGGAUGCGGUGCUGCUUGUGCCACCGCCGUGACAGCAGCCUCGUUGAUCUAGCACACACACACAUGUGUUGAUGCCACACUGCAGUGGGCAGCAGUAUGCUGAACCUGGCUGCUUCCUUGCCUACUGACAGUGUCACUGGCUGCAACAGCAUAGCAUAGUAACUUUACUAUUUUUCAGUGAUAGUUCUAUGCAUAUACUACGCACACCUGUCCGUGUGCCACUCAGCAAAAUUUUCUCCAUGAACUUGUGGAAAUUCAACACUUCACAAAAUACCGGCAUUGCUUCAAGUCAGGCUGUGCCUGCAAAUUGCUGAG
This is a messenger RNA of Sycon ciliatum, 2233 nucleotides long. Its product is annotated as tyrosine--tRNA ligase-like. The record is from RefSeq and is a predicted model, not a curated record. The transcript has 13 exons. NCBI's taxonomy places the organism in Eukaryota, Metazoa, Porifera, Calcarea, Leucosolenida, Sycettidae. Gene Ontology annotation, molecular function: tyrosine-tRNA ligase activity; ATP binding; RNA binding. Gene Ontology annotation, biological process: tyrosyl-tRNA aminoacylation. Gene Ontology annotation, cellular component: mitochondrion; cytosol. The coding region runs from base 144 to 1640 and encodes 498 amino acids.